Paramecium sonneborni is the source of this 2889-nucleotide messenger RNA. The record is from the annotation of a GenBank genome assembly. NCBI's taxonomy places the organism in Eukaryota, Ciliophora, Oligohymenophorea, Peniculida, Parameciidae.
AUGGAUAUCACAUUGAAUUUUAAAGAUUCAUAAGAAGAAUUGAAUUAUGGACUUUAUUCUCAUAAAAUAGACUUUAAUUUAUUUAAAAGGCUUCUCUAUAGCAUGUUAAUAGGAUCUUUUUCAGGCUCUAUCUAUUUUUUAGUCAUUGGAAAUUAUUUAUACAUUAUUUUGGGGAGCUACAUGUUUGUUUAAACAAUAAUUGCAAUUUUACUUUCCAAAAAAUCCAUUAAAUAUCUUAAUAUAGUAGCAUUAGUGUAUCAGAUUGAAAUUUAAACAUUACUUGCUACCCUUAUUACUUUAUUAGACAACUCCUUGCAUCGAGGAACAAUUAUGAUGAUAACUACUUCUGCAUUUCAAAUGUCAGUGUGGUAAAAUUUAUAAAUAAAAUCGAUAGCUUAUCCAUAGGUACGAAAUGCACUUUAAAACUUUUAGUGAGCCUUUAUUCAACCAUAAUUUAAUUAGUACUUAGCCUACUUAUUGAAACUGUAAGUCUUGUUUGGAUUGGAUUCGCAUUCUUCUCCCUUUUAUUUGCUUUUCAAGUGACAUAUUAUUAAGAAUUGGAAAAAAGGUAAAAGUAUACACUACAUCAAAAUGCUCAGAAGAUUAAAGAGAAUUUAAUAAAUCAAAUUGAAAUCCCCAUUGUUAAAUGUUUCAGUAAUGAAAAGGAUAUCAAAUUAAUUUAUUCUGAAGCAAAUAAGUGUGCUUAGAACACACUUAAUAUCAUUGAUUAGAGCAGUUUUAUAAGAUUUACUCGAGAUGUAAUAGUUUCAGAAGGUAAAACUACUUCAAUAUUAACGAAAUAAUCUUCUAUAUUACAAUUUUAAGGGAAGUAGAAUCUUGAACAAUUAAUUCAUAGAUUUUUUAAAAAAUAGGUAGGAGAGGAUUCUAUACUUCAUAAAACAUUUUAAGCUUAUAGAUGUAGAGUUAAACAUUUAACUUAAGAAUAUUUAUGUUAACUUAUAUUGUUGCAUGAAGAUUAACCAUUAUGUGUCAUCUACCUUUAAAAAACAUAUGAUGAUUUGAUUAUCAAAACUAAUGAAAAAAUGAUUCUAUUAAAUUAAUUGUUAAAACGGUGUGUUAAAGAAAACUUUGAGAAGAUUAAUACUUAAUAACAAUGCCUUUAACUUUUAUAUAAAAAUUUAAAGUAAAAUAAUUUAAUUGAAAUGACAAAUAAAUUAGCUUAAGAACUCUUAUAAUUAAAUAUAUAUUUUGCUAAUUGCAAAAUCUUAUUUAAUUCAAACCAUUUUCACUUUUAGACUAAAAUAUCACAAAAUUUAGUUGUCCUAAUUCAAUAAAUAGUAUUUCAUUUUAAACAUUCUUUAGCAUCUAAGUAAUUAUCAGUAACUCUUAAAGCAAAAUAAAAUUUAAUGGUUUUAGAAAAUGAAAUUCUUCUUAGAUAAUUACUUUAUAAUAUUAUUGAAAAUGCUAUAUAAUUUGCCAAAGAUAAAAUAAAAAUUGAAAUUAAUUCACAAUAUGAUAAAAAUGUUCAAUAUCAUAUUAUGGAGAUUAAGUUUCUUAAUUCUAUUGAUUAAAAUCAUCUUAAAUAUAAUAAUGAAAAUAAACAAUUAAGAAUGGGACAUUUGGUUAUAAAUAAAAUUUUAAAAUUAAUCAGCCCCUAUUCCACAUUAUAAAUAUAAUAGGAUGAAAGUGUUUAUAGUGUAAAGUUUUAUUUGUUUCAACAAUUUUGAUUUUUGUUUAAUACAACUUCAUAUAAAAUUUAACAUUUAUUUAAUUUAAAUAAUAACUGAUUCUAUCAUGAUGAAAAGAAAUAGUACAAGUCGAGUACCCAAAGUUGAAAUUUAGACUGAAUUGUUGUCAAUUAAAUUGAUUUAACAUAACCCUAAUAUAAAUUUUGACAAAUAUGAAUGGUGUCAAAAAUUUUCAGAAAUUAUUCAUGCAGAUAAAUUGAAAUCUCAUAUAGCUGUUUCUAAUGAAAAAGUAUCAAUAAUAAAAGGUAAAAAUAUAUAUUCUUGGGGAGUUGUUGACAAAUCAUUCACUUUUAAAUAAGAGAAAUCUGAUGUUUUAGAUACAAUUACAAUAGAUUCAAGAUGCUUCAUUUUAGAUAAAGAUAAAAAAGUUUAUAAACCAAAUGAUAAAUAAAUUCUAUUUUCAAAUAUUAAAGCAAUAAGAAACUUUCAAAAUGCAUUAAUACUACUGACAAGUGAUAAUCAAUUAUUAGAUGAGAGAUAAAAUAAACUCAAAUAAAAUAUAGAAGAUGUUUAAAUUAGUAAUGAAUUUUUAGUAAUUUAAACAAAAAUAAAUAUAACAAUAGCAGGUAAGUUUCCUUUUCAAUAAAAUUUUGAUAUAAAAGCAUUGAAAAUAUCUUGUGGUUUAUAACAUGUUAUGUGUUUAUCAUAAGAUGGUUAAUUAUAUAUUUGGGGAGAGGGGAAAUCUGGAUAAAUAGGAAAUGGUAGUUUAAAGUAAUAAUAGUGGCCUUAACUUGUAAUGACUAAUGUUUAAGAUAUAGCUGCUGGAACUGAAUCUUCAACUUUAUUAAAAGCUAAUAAAAUUUAUUAUUGUGGAACUAAUGAAUUAAUUAAUAAAUAACAUACAUUUAUUCCUUAUUAAUCAGAUUAUAUAUUUAUUAGAAUAUAUUCAUGUUGGAGUUAAAUUAUGGAUGUUUAAUAUGCACAUUAUGUUGAUUUUGAUUAAGAACUAUAUGAUGAAUUGAAUAAAAUAGUAAAACAAAUUGAAGAUGAUGAUUUAUUAUUGCCUGAUGAAAAUCUAACUAGAUAAACAAAAGCAAUGAGCACUCAUGAAUCUCAAAUGAUAAAGAAACCACUUCCUCCAUAAAUAUUUGGUUAGACAACUAAAUAAUCAACAAAUUCAAGUAUAAUAAAAAGUAAAAGUAAGACACCUUAAAAAAAAUUAAAAUUUUAAUUAGAUUGA